UAUUAGUUUUGUUUUGGUUUAGCCUGUCGCCUGCCUUAUCUCAUCUCAGUCAGGUCUUAUCAAUUUAGGCUAGGGCUAGAAUCGUCAUUCUUCAUUAUUGAAAAACAAAAUAAUGUCCUUGGAAGUAUACUAAAGUCAAAACAAUUGAACACAAAUUCUUGCAUCUAGUCUUAGUCCUAGCCCUAGCACUCGAACUUAACCUCAAGGGAGCAGAAUGGCCGGAGCAGUUCUGGUGACUGGCGGCGCAGGGUAUGUUGGGUCUCACACGGUGUUGGAGUUGCUCAAAAUAGACUAUGAGGUGGUGGUGGUUGACAAUCUUGUAAACUCUUAUAAAGCCCUGAGCUCAGAACUCCCAGAAUGCCUCAGGAGGGUAGAGAAACUGGCAGGGAGAAAAGUCACAUUCUACAACUUGGACCUCAGCGAUAGAGGAGCUUUAUCAAAAGUCUUCAAAAAGCACAGUGUAUUCUGCGUGAUUCACUUUGCUGCCCUGAAGGCAGUGGGAGAGUCGUGCCAGAAGCCUUUGCUGUAUUACAGCAACAACAUUACCGGCUCAAUCACAUUACUUGAGGUUAUGAUAGAGAACGGAGUAAAAAACUUUGUCUAUUCGUCUUCCUCUACUGUCUACGGCAACCCACAGUUUCUGCCUCUAACGGAGGAUCAUCCAACGGGUCAGGGUUGUACAAACCCUUAUGGAAAGUCAAAGUAUUUUGUGGAGGAAAUCCUGAAAGAUGUCUGUUUGGCUGACAAUGGCUUCAGAGUUAUCAGUCUACGAUAUUUCAACCCAGUGGGAGCACAUCCGAGUGGAGAUAUCGGCGAGGACCCAGCAGGACAACCCAACAACCUGAUGCCGUACAUCGCGCAAGUAGCCGUCGGGCGGCGGGCUGAGCUGCUGGUCUACGGGAAUGACUACAACACUCGCGACGGCACUGGUGUGAGAGACUACAUCCACAUCAUGGACCUAGUGUCCGGCCAUAUUUGUGCCAUAGAAAAGCUCCGAGACACAACGAUGAAGGGGUUCAAAACCUACAACCUCGGCACCGGCUCCGGCCACUCUGUGUUGGAGGUGAUUGAAGCGUUCAAGACAGCGAGUGGCAGAGAUGUCAAGUACAAGGUGGUCGGUCGACGUGAAGGUGACAUUGCUGAGUCAUAUUGUGACGCAAGUCUGGCCUCCAAGGAACUUAACUGGAAAGCGGAAAAGUCUUUGAAAGAGAUGUGUGAAGAUAUGUGGAGAUGGCAGGCGAAAAAUCCCAACGGUUUCCAAGGUGCCUCUUAACAAAUGGGUUGCUGUAGUGCCUAAGUAUUUUUCAUGUUAAAGCUCAAAGAGUGUUUUAGAGACCAAAGAAAUACGAAAUACUUAAUAUUGUCGUUGAAUACAAAUCUGUUAUAGCUUUUUAGUCCGUAACAUACAAGUAGAAUCCUGCUAAUACUAAAGCAGAACAAUUUUUGAAAACAAAUUUUACUAGACCUGUAAGCACAUAAAGUACAGAAAAUCCGCUAAUAUUCUCAAAAUACCCAUCAUAUCGAAUUGAUUUUACCUUUCAUAGUUAUUGCCACACUACAUUGCACUGAAUUAGAAUAUUUUUAAUUUCUUACCUUUAAUUGUAUUUAAUUCUAGACAUAGAGGCCUCAAAGGCGCUUAAUAAGUUAAUUAAUAUACAGGACCAAAUUCCACCUUCCAACCUAAUUUGUAUUAGCAGGAUUCUACUGUAAUUUGUUUUCUGUUAUUUGCAAAGCAAAAAAAAAAACUAUUGCUUUCCUAUUUCAUAUGAUAUCUAGUCUUGAGGUUACUAUAUUGUGAAUAACUAAUUGUUAUGAUCUAUACAAAUUCACGUUGAACAAACUGUACUUUGAUAUCACUGUUGACUGAAAUCAUCCACCGUAUUUUAUAAUCGUGUGUCGAACGAUUGCACAAUGUAUCCAGAUGAUUUGAUUAGACGAUACAAAUAAUGAAAGUCGUACAGCUUCUUUUGAUGUUGUUAUUUUCAGCUUAUUUAUAUUAUUGCUUUUAAAGAAUCCUUAUUUUAUCCAUCUCGUGUAUUUGUAAUGUCUUCUAUUUUUAUAUCCUACGUAACAUUCCUUUACAUGUAACUGUUAGCGAACUACUUAGUAAUUAUGAUACCGGUGCCAUAAAUGUGUGUUUAUUUUAUAUCUAAUAUUUUAAACUAAAGUACCAAAGUUUGCCUUGCUAGAGAAAAAUACCAAAGCAUUUGAACAGAAAUCUGUUGCAUUUACCUUUUGUUACCUUGAGCCUGUUGUGUGCGGAGUAGGCAGGAUUUUGACUAGAAAAAAAACAGAGCCAAAACCUAAUUAUUUUGACAAAAAUGUAUAGCCUGGCUACAUAUAAUAAAAAUAAAAAUUAUAGUAAGUAAUAAAACUGCAACAGAAAAUACAUUGAAAGAAUGUAUGUCAACAUAUUUGUACGACCUAUAUUUUAGGACUGAAAUCCAAUCAAAGGCUCAAAAAAGCUUUUGGGAUACUAAAAAUCCAACCCCUAGCCAAAGAAAGACUCUAGGGGUUAAAGGUGCACCUAUGUUUUCAGUUCUGUCUAAUUUUCAUUACAGGGUAAUGUAGAAAUUCUAGUCCAAGUGUUAUCAUUGAUUUCUGUAUUUAGGUGUACACAAACUGUGCUUUUGCUUUUGUUAAUACAUACAUCAUUAUCAUAUUAAAAAGAAUCACCUUAUUUAUCUUGUUUGUCGUAGAUGUUUCGGUUUCUAUUAAAAUAAUAGAUUAUGCCAUUUUCAUGGAUGUAAAAGUUUUUAAAAAUUUGACAUUCCAACAGUUUAGUAUCAAAUUUAAAGUAAGAUUUGUUGGGAAAAUAUUAAAUUUACUUACUUGAUGUAAUAAAUGCCGUGGUGGUUUGUUCUUGUUUUUUUGAACUGAUGUCAAAAAUGUUCAUUAGAUUUUUGUUUUGAGUUUAGUUCAUAAUAACGUGGUACAAACUAUAUUGUAGUAUUGUUUUAGCUUGGGCAAGGUUUAUUUGUGCAUGCUUGUUUGUUGGGAUAUUGAAAAUAAAAUGUUAUUGUUAUUCA
Molecule: messenger RNA, 3029 nt
Organism: Macrosteles quadrilineatus (aster leafhopper)
Lineage: Eukaryota; Metazoa; Arthropoda; Insecta; Hemiptera; Cicadellidae
Product: UDP-glucose 4-epimerase-like
Exons: 9
Coding region: 215-1273 (352 amino acids)
Biological process (GO): beta-D-galactose catabolic process via UDP-galactose, Leloir pathway
Cellular component (GO): cytosol
Molecular function (GO): UDP-glucose 4-epimerase activity
Source: RefSeq, a predicted model, not a curated record